AUGGCACGGUCAUCUGUCGCAGGGCCAUCACGGCAACGUGUUCCUGCUCCCUCCUCAGCUGUUUCGGGCUUCAACCCUGCACGCACACACUUUGCCCUCGCCCUCCCCGUUCUCGGUGCGGCGGACAAGGUGCAGGUUUGGGACGUCGCGGCGGACUCCGUCAUUGCCGAGUUUGAACUUCCCGGCGCUGCCAAGGCCGUCUCCGUUGCCUGGUCAUCCGUCUCCUCCUCUGGAUCCACCAAGAGGCGGAGGCGAAGGAAGUCGGGAUCCGAGGCGGCUGGGACCGAUGAGGACGUCCUUCUCGUCGCGUCCAUCAAAGGCGACCAGUCCAACCUGGCCGUCUACCUCCCCUCCAAGGGAGAAGCUCUGAGGACCAUUUCGUUGCCGGGCAAAGUGACGGCGAUGUGGUCUGACGAGUACGGUGUAAUCAUCGCGACGGAGUCCAACCUCCUCGUGCUUGGUCCAGAGGCUGCGGCCAUUGCCCACACCUUUGACUUGCCAUCAUCGGUCAAGGCGCCAUCAGCAGUUGCUCUCCUCCCCACUUCCACUGGCGAGGAGCUGCACGCGAUUGUUGGUGCCAAGUCCGUUGUAGCAGUCCACCUCUCCACCACCUCUUCUUCCAUCACCCACACCUCUUCCCCCCUCCCCGUCUCCACGACCUCGGUCACUUCCCUUCAACCAUUACCCAACACACAACAAGGUGCCUCUUUCCUUGUCGUGUGCGAGGACGACCGCACUGUCAAUCAGUACACAUUCCCCGGCUCUCCGACUGCCGCAGCCAAGCUCUCAUACCGGUACACCUCGCCAACAUUGUCACCAGUGCACUCUGUUGCCCUCUCGGACGAGUUUGUCGCCGCCCUCCACGACGAUGGCGAGAUCUCCGUCUUCCCAAUCGCCCUUACCGACCUCAACUUCGCACGGCCUAAGUCAAACAACAAGCCGGCAAAGGUGAAGCUCGUCGAGGGCAAGGAGGGGAAGACGGCGAGCAUCUGCCGUGUCGAGUUCGCUCCCGUCGACGACGGUGCUCCCGCUGUCCUCUCUUGCGGUCGCAUGGUUGGCGGUGGCCGUGUCAAGUGGUACUCGGCGACCAUUGAGCAGCCUGAAGGUGGUCUCGCAACCAACGUCGUCGUCAAGACGGACGCACAGGACCUGGUCGCGCCCAAGGACACUGCCAAGGGCUCCAACAACCUGCAGCGCUACACCGCUCCGGCUCACGCUGUCCAGGCUGCGGACGACGAGAAGGACGAGUCCGCCGCAGCCCUCCCCGCGGAUGUCGACAUGGCCGAUCUCACCCUCGGCGAGCGCCUCCUCGCUGCUCCCACCGGUCCCCAGCCCAACGGCGACGCCGCAGCACCGCCUGCGAAGGGUGCCACCACCGCCGCCUCCCUCACUCGUCUGCUUGUCCAGGCGCUUCACACUUCGGACCCUGCGCUCCUCACCCUCUGCUUGUCUCACCGCGACCCCGUUCUCAUCCGCAACACGGUGCGCAAGCUGCCCGUCGACCUCUCGCUGCCUCUCGUCAAGGCCUGCGUCGAGCGUCUCGGGCAGGGCAAGGGCGCCAACCGUCGUGGAGGAGGCCGCGGUGGUGCGCAGAACGAGCAGCAGGGACGCGGCACCGUCGAGUGGGUCAAGGGCGUGCUCAUCGAGCGUGGCCACAUCCUCAUGACCAUCCCCUCCCUCCCCGGCCAGCUCGCUACGCUCUCCAACCUCCUGGCUUCGCGCAUGGAGCUGUAUGAGCCUCUCGUGUCGCUCUCGGGUCGCCUUGAUCUCGCCCUCUCCCAGAUCGCACUUCGCCGCCAGGCCGCCGAGGCUAUGGAGGUCGACAAGGGCGACGGCGAGCACUAUGUCGAGGGGGAGAGCGACGACGAGGUGCCUAUUGAGGUUGGCGAGGAGGACGAGGAUGAUAUCGAGGACAUCAACAUGAUGGGCGGCUCGAGCGAUGAUGAGGACGAGGACGGUGAUGAGGAUGACAGUGAGGAUGAGGACGAGAGCGAUGACCCGCUCGAGUCGGAUGAGGAGGGGCUGCUCGACCUCGAGGCCGAGGAGAGCGACGACGAUGAGGAUGAGGAGGGCGACUCGGACGACGAGUAA
Cutaneotrichosporon oleaginosum is the source of this 2091-nucleotide messenger RNA. RefSeq lists its product as uncharacterized. Gene Ontology annotation, molecular function: protein binding. Lineage: Eukaryota; Fungi; Basidiomycota; Tremellomycetes; Trichosporonales; Trichosporonaceae. The record is from RefSeq and is a predicted model, not a curated record. Gene Ontology annotation, cellular component: nucleolus. Gene Ontology annotation, biological process: maturation of SSU-rRNA from tricistronic rRNA transcript (SSU-rRNA, 5.8S rRNA, LSU-rRNA).